This is a messenger RNA of Lates calcarifer (barramundi perch), 9988 nucleotides long. Its product is annotated as cilia- and flagella-associated protein 47-like. Lineage: Eukaryota; Metazoa; Chordata; Actinopteri; Centropomidae. The record is from RefSeq and is a predicted model, not a curated record. Gene Ontology annotation, molecular function: protein binding.
CUACCUGCACAGUUAACUUCUGUUUAGUCUGCAACAUUAGAGUAGCAACAGUACAGUUGACUAUAGGUAUGCGAGUCAGCAAGUCGAUAAAAAUGCGCGAAAAAGUAGUUAUUGAGAGGAAACCUGUAUGUGACAUUUGGCGUCUGUAAGUAAAUAGUAACAAGAAAGUCAUAUCAUGGCUGGAAGUUGUGUUCGAGUUGAUCCACCAUUUGUCGACUUCAAUGAUGUGAGAGUCGGGCAGGUUUACAAGACAACCGUUACAGCAACAAAUGUCGGGAAAACGUCGAAGAAAAUAAUUAUUGAAAAGCCCACGUUAAAGUUGUUCAAGUUCACAGCAACCAGUCCAGCAGUGGUAGUUGCUCCUGGUCUGUCUGUAAGUGGCUUGUUGCAGUUCACUCCAGAGGAAGAGGAGGAGGUCAGAGAUUGUCUCCUGGUCCAUGUAGAUGAUGUGGACACUAUUGAAAUCCCAUUGCUGGGGUUUCCCAGAGCCUGUUCCCUCCUAAUGGACUCAGUGCUAGAUUUUGGUUGUAUUGCUGCCAACAGUCAGGUAAUCAGCAAACAUCAUCCUGUAACCAAUCAAGGAUCAGCACCAGGUGCGUUUCAAGUGCAGUACAGUGGAGACUCCUCAGUCAGACUGUCACCCUGCAGCGGAGUCAUUGCAGCUGGUGCCACCCAGUGGCUGAAAGUUGAACUACGCACAGACAAACCCAGGCAGAUUGACGAGACUGCUUUGGUAAAACUCCAGAAUCGCUCUGCUGUAGCUUUAAGUAUCAGGGCUGAAGUGGUGGACCAGUGGCUUGAGAUCUUUGAUUUGCAGGGGGUUCCACUCUCCUGUCUGUGGUUUGGACCUGUAUACUUUGGGACAUCCCGUGUGGAGAAUGUGGUUCUGAGAAACAAUUCCCCCCACACCUGUGACUGGGUUUGCCUGCUCCAGGAUACUGCUGCUGGAACUGAAGUGGGAACAGAUCUCCAGAAGAGCACAGAUGCUGCAUUGCUGGACAGAGUGGAGAGGCACAGCCCAGCAUCUCAAGGUGUCUCUCAGGUCUUGGUGUGUAUCCCUAAACAGGGUCGACUGGGACCAUAUGACAAAACCACUGUGGCAGUACGCUUCAGCCCUGUUUGUAAGAGUGUGACGAAAACAAAGAGGCGUGAUUACUCAGCCAGCCGGCAAGACUAUUGUCUUUUCCUGCUGUUUGAGUCAGUGGGGAGCAGACACGGCUUCACUCACCGCAGUGGUAACAGCAGUGUGGAACUGGCAGUGACAGGCUCUGGACUGCCUGUGUCUCUGGUACCCAGUCCUCAAAGAUUUGAUUUCCUAACCUGUGUUACAGGCCAACGUGUGGAUCUGCUGUGUGUGCUGCAGAACCUCUGCCCUCAACUGCCUGUCAACUUCCACUUCCGCAAAUUAGCACAUUUCACCACCGAGCCCUCUACAGGCACUAUUGCCCCUGGGCAAUGCCAGGAUGUAGUUUUGUCUUUCACUGCACGUCAGCAAGGGAGCUUCCAGGUGCGUCAGAUGCUAGAUGUCUUAGGUCAUGUCAUUCACCGGAGCAGAGACGACACAGAUGUUACAGAACUCAAGCUUCACAGCUUCCACACAAUCACUCUACCCCUGUCUGCUGUCAGCCGCAGUGAGACUGUACACGCCAUGCCCAAACUUAACCCUGGCAUCACUCCAGCAGUGACCAAUUCAACUGGGUCCCAGCCUCACGUUCGGUCCAGUGAGCUGGCUCGCUGUCAUGCGAUGGCACGGGCUGCUGUCCUCAGUACCAACAAAACACGACUUCACAUACAUCGCAGGGAGAAGAGUCAAAACACAAAGGGCGAGGAAUUCCUGGCCUUUCCUAAUGACCGUGCCACCAGCAUCAGGCCGGCCUCUUCACACAGACAGUACAGGACCAUCUUUACCGGUGUACCUCGUUAUCGCUAUGUGGACACCAGCUAUGCUUUCACUGAGGAGGAGGCAGAGCAGAAACAGCUAAAUCGACAGAUGUAUGCAGACUUCAUCAAACAACUCAGGCAAACACGGCUGUCUAGGAUCAAGGAGAAGCAGCAAGACAAAGUGGAGGAUGAAGUGGACAUUGGGAUUGUUCCCUCUCAAGGGCUUGUUCCUCCUAAGCUCUGUAUCAGUGACAUGGAAAGCAGUAUGAUCUCAGAAACAAAGCCGAACUACAGCUGUGCUUCCUCAGGAACCAAAUGCAGCUGCUCUGAAGACAUGACAUCAGUCACCCAGAGAGUCAGCAGUCAGGUUUCAGAGGUAAUGAAUGCAGUUCCCUCUAGCAGCCAGGAGGUGGCAGACUGCAACAGGACUCUGACAGCUCAGGAGCUCUACCAUGUUGUCAUAGGUCCCUUGUUGGUGGACUUUGGUGAGGUGUGUGUGCAUUCAACGUGUGUUCAGAAGCUGGAGCUGAUCAAUCAUCUAUCAGCGUAUGUUUGGGUGCAGCUGGACGUGGACUGCCCUGAGCUGCAGGGCUCCUCACCCCUCUCCCACGUCCUGCCACCCUGCUCCCACCACACCUUACCUCUGAUGUUUCAGAGCAACAAGCAGGGUCCCUUCUACAGACCUGUGUCCUACUCUGUAAACCAGCAACACCCUGGUCAGAUACUGGUACAGGCCCAGGUGGUCCCAUUGGCUCUGGAACUGUCCACCACCCUACUGGUGCUACACCCCACCCUCAACCUACUUGCCCAGUCAGGAUAUAGAAGCUCAAUUACUAUUCGAAACAAGCGUAACCAUGCUGCAGAGUUCACAUGGAGACCAGUUGUCACAGAGAGUGGAAUCCUGUUCUCUGUACGACCAGCAACAGGUACAGUGGAGCCAUACAGGGAAUUGGACUGUGAGGUGGUGUGGCAUCCAUCCUUCUCUUCCCCUGCAGAGGGAGACUUUGACUUCUGUGUCCAUGAGGGCAGCACGCAACGCCUACACUGUCUUGCCAAGGUUGGAUCCACUAGUGUCCAGCUGGCAGAAAAACAUGUGACAUUUGGAUCAGUGUCUCUCAACAUGACUUCCAUCAGAACUGUAGUCUUACACAACACUGGACAAAACCAUGCCUACUACCAGGUGUUAGAUGUGUGCCCUCUGCCAGGCAUGGUGGUGAGUCCGUCUGAGAGCAUGGUGCCAAGUGGGGGGCAGGCUGUGCUCAAGAUCCACUUCAGCCCUGACUCCAUCAUCAAGUUUGACACCAGAGUUGAAAUAGCUUUGAGGGACAUGAAGUCCAUUGAGCUCAGAGUCAGCGGAUCAGUGGAGCCACCAAAUGUACACAUCAAUGUGUCCCAUUUCCAGUUCUACGGGGUCUACACUGGUUCUCGGCGGAAGAUACCUUUCACUCUGACAAACCACUCGUCAGCCGCAGCUGAGGUCACCUUCAACCUGUCACAGUAUGCAGACUUCUCUCUCCAGCUCCCUCAGCCCUCAGCAAAGAAAGAGCCGGGUGUGAGUGUUAUGGAGGUGCAGGGCCACCAGACCGUGGACUGCUCCCUUGUCUUCUCACCCACGCAAGUGGUCAGUUAUGACUUUGACCUGCCACUCAUGGUCAACGGAGUGGGAUGGCCCACUGGUUCUCUGUCUCCUUUUCCCACUCCAUGCUCUUCAUCCUCCUCCUCCUCACUGUCAGCUGUCAGCUGGAAGCGCAGGGUCAAAUUACUUUCCCACUCUGUCACCAUGGUGACACAGCGCAUACAGGCCACAGGGCUGUGUGCCCCACUGGAGAUGUUCCCCUCUAGCCUACAGUUCCAUGUGGAACCAUUGGCAGCACAGUCUGAUGCCUACACUAAGACAGUAGAAUUGAAAGCAGCGUGUGCAGAGAGUGUAUGUUGGUGUGGUGUCAUCGGGGAGCGCUUACACUGGUGGUUUAACUGCAGUGCAAUAGCAGUAACAACAGAGGACAGAGGAGAGGGGGAGCUAUGUACUGUGACUCCAUCAUCUGGCACUCUGGGUCCCAGCCAGUCCAUCUGCUUAACUGUCAGCAUUAGGCCUGAGGCUAUCAGAACAGUGUCUGGCAGAUUAACCAGACUGUCCCUCUCUCUUUACCUGGGACAUGAGGGUGGGGAGGGAAUGGGGAAAGAGGAGGAACAUCAGCCCUACCGAGAGCUCUCCAUCACCAUUACUCUCCAGGUUCCCAGUGUCACUUUCCACCCCCCUCAAAUCCUUCUUACCCCAGUACCCCUGGAAAGUAGCGCAAUGGCCACACUCACCCUGCUGGCUGCAGGAUAUCCAAGUGGAACCAGGGUAUCGGCUGAAGUGGAUGAGGUAGAGCUGGAGGAUGGGACAAAGAUACAGCCUGUUUCUGUCAUCUUCCCUGAGGGUAACUCCAUCCCUGCCCAAAACCAGGACCAGAAACAUCCAAGAGGCAUCCACAGCCAGGAAGCCAAUGUGACCUCUCUGACCUGCAGUGUGUCCUUCUGUUCUACCGUUCCUCUGUCCCUCUGCAGAACUAUCACAUUCACUGACCACUUGCACAACAGGUUUAAGGUUAAGUUUUGUGCUGUCGCUGACAACUGUGUGCUGACAGUCUGGCCGUACAUGGCCCUGCACCGCUCUGAGCAACAGAUAGUUCUUAAGACUGGAGCCACAGCUGUGGAGGCGAUCCUUCAGCGCUAUCACACACCAAGUCCUGCUUCUGGCCCAGAAUCAUCAUCAUCCUCAUUUGAUCACAACAGCUCAACAAACAAGAACUCAGCGUCAGACUCCUUUCCAGACAGUGACAGUGUGAGCGGACAGACCAGCGGGGAUGAAGAGGUCUCUCCAAAUGGACACACCCCAAAUAAUCUCGGCGUCCCAGAAUUCCUUAGUGCCAACUCAGAUGAAGGACUGUAUCACCACAAUGUAUUAUUGGCUGUGGAGAGGUGGUUUAGUCUCUUUGGCUGGCCGAGUGGACCACACCCAAUCUCUGUACCAGACACACUUAGAAGAGUUGUGUCAAAAAUUCAAACAAAUCAUUCCAGUGGACGGACUUAUUGUGUCAGUCAAAAUAAAGACUCCAGGUCUGUAGUGGACAUGCUUCAUCACCUGACAGGCAAACAGAUUCCUGGUAUUCCUCGCUGUCUGACAUUUUCCACUGAUAAAGACCAGCGCACUAAACAGCUAUUACAACAGCAUGAAGCUAUGCUUGCUUUUCUCAGGGUGCAGGGAGCCUGCCUGUGCCACAUCAGACCAGAGUACUUGCUAGACGUACAGGAGUUCAAACACUGGUGUACCCUGCAGUCAAAGGAGAAAGAGCACAGUCAGGACUAUAGCAGUGUUGACUAUGAGUCUCUGAGCAAACGAUCCUGGACUGACCUGCUGCUACAAAUAUACAAGGUCUUGGUCUUGUGUCGUGUGUCAAAGAGUGGUCUGAAUACGAUUCUGAACCAGGAAGACGUUGCUGGAAUCCUCUCUGUCAACUCAAAGCCGCUGGCCAGUAAUGUCUACUCUACUUGGGAGCUCCAGUUGCUCUCAUGGCUCAACAUGCACUAUCAGAACAUGAGGAAAACUGUCUGGGGUACAGUUGGCAUCCCAUCAGCACGCUGGAUAGUGAAUUUUGACCUGGACUUGACAGAUGGACUGGUGCUAGCUGCUCUGCUUGCUGCCUACUGUCCUUACCUGAUCUGCAGCCACUUCAGGAGGAUGUACACCACAACUAACAGCCUGGAGCAGAUCCUCCACAACAACAUCAUAGUCUACCAGUCCUUAACUGCACUUUCUCUCAACAUAGAUAUACAGCCCACAGACUUGUCGGAUCCUAAUCCAGUGCAGAUGUUGAUGCUAUGUGUUCACCUGUAUGAGAGGCUGCCUCAGUACCUGCCAAAACACACCAUCACUCUGUCAGGAAGCCUGCACAGCACUUUCAGCAAGCAGGUGCGACUGAAAAGCCCAUCCUCUAAGCCUGUCAAAUACCAGGCCUUCCUUUUAGGAGAGGAUGCUCCUCUCUUCUCCCUCCCUGAUGGAUCUACUGUCACCGUCCCUCCAAAGGGCCACGUUGAACUGACUGUCCAGUAUAGAUGCUCCUUCCUGCAGCCCAUGAAGGCAGUCCUUCUGCUCAUCUCCAGCUCUGCUUUUGGUCUGCAUGGCACCACUCUUGCCUUCAAUCUAAAGACCCAUGUCAGUCACAUUACACCCACAAACACUGUCAAGUGCAUGUCUCCGUGCUACCAGCUGAGAGUGAUCCAUCUGCCAGUAACUAAUCCUUUCAGGAAAGAAGCUAAAUUCAGGGUGGUGCUAGUGGAGUCUACGUUCAACCCAGUGGAGCCUGUAAAGAGACAAGACGGCCUCGUUCGACACAUAGAGAAAAUGACUUCAGAUAAGAGCCAUGGGGAGGACAUGGAAGGGAAGCACUCAGCUCUCAAUGGUGAAAGCAGUGAUUUCCUGACUGCAGAGAGGAGUGUUUGUCUGAAGGCAGGCCAGGCAGAUACUCUGAACAUCCACUACUUGCCCUUCUGCCCUGGCACCAAGUAUUGCUCUGUGCUGCUAGUUUGCCCACAGGUAGGGGACAUGGUCUAUAUGGUGAAGGCCACAGCAGAAUUGCCUCUUCCCUCGCCUUUCACUGCCAGGCCUAGUUCUAACAUUGUCUCUAUCCCCAACAACUCUGACCCAGCUAUCUGCGUAUCAGUACUAAGCCUAUGCUGCAAGGUGGAACAGGUGUGUGAGGAGGUGGUGCAUCUGCCGCUUAUCAACACAGCCUGGGAACAAGCUCUGGCCAUCUGGGGGCAGUACAGCAUGAGUGCCGAUGAACACAGGAGGCGGAUGCUGACACACACUUUGUAUAGCAGCACUGUGAGGGUAACCACAGCCAUACGGAAGCUCUUUAAACAACAGGCCCAGCUCAUGAGUGGUGGUGACCACAGUAAAGUUAUAACAUAUAGUGUGGAGGUUUCUUUGCCACAGUACUUCACUUUACCUACUGCUGUUGAGAUACCUAUAAAAGAGGACACCAACAUACCAUGGGAGAAUCCUGCAGACUGUGGCUGUGUGGACAUCCCAUUACGCUUCCAAGCUGACCGUGUGGGGCACUUUACAUGUCAGGUGGUCCUGAGGUCUUGGUGUGAUACCAGGGUCUACAUGCUGGAGGCACAGGUUACUUCACAGAGAGGAUCAAUUCACCUGGACUUCAGUUCACCUGCUCACCGUUCAGUCACACAAGACAUACCAGUGCACAACGAGACCCACCAAGACUGGAACAUGCAUGCUGAGGUGUGUGGUGAAGGAUUCUAUGGCCCAAAAGUUUUGAAUGUACCAGCUGGGACAAGAGCCUCCUACCCGCUCUCCUUUCACCCUUCUGCACAAUGCAUUGUCAUGGGCAAGCUGUCCUUACAUAAUGACUGCGACGGCACUGAGCAUGUGUUCACCCUCAGAGGAGUGGGAGAGUACCCCCUGCCUGUGGACCAUGUGGUAUUACACUGCCCUGUUGGGAAGACCACACACACUCAGCUGGAUGUCCCCAACUACAGCCAGAACAAACUGACUCUUAAGGUGGUGACGGAUCUAUCUGUUGUGAGUGGCACUCCCUCCCUGGAGAUUAAACCUGGUCACAGCACUCCAUACACCCUGGCUGUGUCACCAUGGAAACGAGGGAAACAGACAGGUUAUGUGUCAUUUGUAGAAACCGAUGUUCAAGAAGCAGACAAAGACAAAGGUCACCAACUGGGACACUAUGAGGUGUACUUCUCUCUAGAGGUUGUUUGUGAACCACCAGCACCUGUCAGAGUCAUUGAUGUACAAUGUGCUGCUCAGAGCUCAGUUGCCAUAGAGAUCCCUGUCAAUAACCCACGAGGAGAGCUGCUGAUGCUGGAUGUGUGCUUGGAGGGAGACGACCUGAGUGGGGCCAGCUGGUUUUCAGUUCCUCCACAGGACACUCUCACUUACAGAGCUACGUUCUCGCCUGGCAGAGUAGGAAAGAGCACAGGCAGUGUGGUCUUCCAGUCAGAGUUGGUGGGGGAGGUCUGGUAUCAACUGGAUCUUUAUGCUCUUCAUCCUCCAGUCAUGACACUACCACAGAUUUGCUGUCAGCUGGGAAAACAGACCAGACAGACCAUUCCCCUGGUUAACCCAACAGCUGAGACUCUGGAGCUGGUUGUAGCCAAUAGCAACCCCAGAAACUACACACUGGAAAUGGAUUCAGGAAGUACUUUUAUCGUGGAGCCUCACUCCUCCACUCAUCUCGGUGUCUGUUUUCAUCCGUCAUCCAUUGGAGAGAGAAACCACACUGCAAAGAUCACUUUCACAUGCCCUCAGUUGCAGGAAUGGUGUGUGUUGUUGAGUGGGCGUGGCCUUAAUCCAGAGAGCGAGGAGCCCCUUAGCAUCUCAUCCAUGAUUGGCUCCAACGCCUCCAUCACCAUUCCCUUCACAAACCCCAUGGAGCUCCCAGCCACGCUCAGUAUCACACUGACAGAUGAGGAUCCAAGUGGUGUCCCUGAGAGCCAUCCAGUCAAUACAGACAAGGAGGUCUUCUCUAUCUCUCUGAGCCAAACUGAAGGUAUACACAUCAGUAAAGGAACCAGUUUUGAUGUGCCUGUGGUGUUUGCACCUGACACUAUGGAGUUACAACAGGCCUGGCUCUGCAUUACUCUGAAGCCCCUCAGCAGCUCAGUCAGUAACAGUAACUUCAAUACAGACAACAUGAGGUCGGAGCAGGAAUUGUCAUCCAUCUGCUGGAUUUACCCUCUCCAUGGGAUUCCCAUGGAAGUGCCUGUUGAGAACUCACCACUUGGCGUGGUCCAGUGUGAAGCAGGCUGCCAGCUGGAAAAGAAGGUGGAUGUACUGCUCAGUGAAUGUGUGGAGCAGAAUCAAGGCCAGAAAGGACUGGAGGCUUCCCAGGUGACAGUGGAAGACUUCCUCUGCAAGGUGCAUUCAAACAGCGAAGCAGAGCACUCUGAGCUGGGGGACUGGCUUUCUGCCUCCAUCGGGGCAGCGAGGAGGGACCCUGAGACUGGCAACGUAACGCUCAGCCUUAAUUUAGUCUUCAGUCCGCACAGACCAUGCAGCAGGCACUCAGUGGUCCUAGCAGUGCAGUGUGUGUCCGGCAGGAUCUGGGAGUUUCCCAUGACUCUCAUUGCCACAGAGCCUCAAGUGGACGAUGUCAUCCUCAUUGAAGCAACUGAGUUGGGCAAGACUUCAGCUGUAGGUUUCCGCCUGACCAGCACAACUAGGAGACCAGAGCCGUUCACAGCGGUGUUCCUGCCAGGCAGCAGCAGUGAGUUCACAGUGGCCCCAGCCUCAGGAGUCUUACCUCCUGCUGGUUCCAGUGGAGCCCUCAUCACUGUGUCCUUCACACCCACCACAUCCAACAAGAGAAAACAAGCAAGACUAACUGUCCAGGCAGGAGACAUGCAGUGGACCUACGAGGUGAGAGGGAAAACACCUCAUGACUCCCCUCCCCUGUGCACCAUGCUCACCAGUGGCAGCUCUUCUGUUCUUCAUUCAGCCAGCGAACAGCAGCAGAGCUUUGGGUCCUGCAACCUUCAACUUCCCUCCCUCACUAACUCGUCCCCUCUCAAAGUCCACAGAUAAGAACAUCCUCACUCUCUCAUACAGCUAAAGAUCUUCAGUUUUUUUCUCAUUUCUUUAAUUAUUUUAAUAUUUCACUUGAUGUCUCUUUAAAUUUAAAAGAUACCUUUAUAUUUAGAAAAUUAACUGUUAUUUGGAAAGGCAGAUUGAUGGUGUUGGUGAAGGAUUUCAGCAUUUGUCCUAUUUUCCCUGAAAAUGGCUCAUUAGUCACUUCUCAUCACCAAUUCUAAUGAGCUGUUUUUCUGCCAAUGAAAUGAUGGGUUUUCAUACCUUGUGGCAAGUGGAGGGAAUUUAACAGGGUGAUACUGAUAUGAUGCUUAAUUUUAAAAACACUUUUGACUUGAAAUCCCUCUUCACUGGUAAACACUCUCUGACUUCUUCAUUUUAGCCAAGGAUUUAAUUAGUAAAAUCUAUAAGUUAUAAUGCAGUUUCCUGGGUUUUACUCAUCAAUACAUCAGCAGGUAUCAGAAGUAUGAUGAGCAAUAAAUACUAGUAAUGGUUAUGAUA